Umbelopsis ramanniana AG is the source of this 1697-nucleotide messenger RNA. RefSeq lists its product as uncharacterized. The coding region runs from base 258 to 1466 and encodes 402 amino acids. The record is from RefSeq and is a predicted model, not a curated record. Lineage: Eukaryota; Fungi; Mucoromycota; Umbelopsidomycetes; Umbelopsidales; Umbelopsidaceae. The transcript has 3 exons.
CAUCCACUGGUUGAGGCGCUGGGUCCGUCUUCUUUCCUUUUCUCUUUCUUUGCCCAGACUGCCUUCAUUGCUCUUCUGCAUGUCUGAAAACAACCUCUUUCACUUUGCACAAGUCGUUUCAGAGAUGCCAGCCCAGCCCCAUGCCAAUCCAGAUCUUCCCCACGCCGAAACCACACGCCCUGCAGCCAGGAUAAGACAGAACGCCUGCAUCAUAUGCAAUUUAUGCUUCACUUGUGGACAGGUUGAGGUAUGGUGAAAUGUGUCAGUGUGAAGAAUCAAAGCCCAGGCGAGGGAAAAAUCUUCCCAAAGGCUACCUGGACUCCAGAGCCAAAAAACUCGAUCGCAGCGAUAAAGAGGAUUAUGAGUUUACUAUAAUGUGGUUAAGGGAUAAUGCUCAUGCUUGUUACCAUGAUGGUUCUGGUGAUGUUCCAGAGGCCCACUUGUUGGCUGAGGUUGCACUUUGUAAAGCUCACAGUAGCACACUGUAUCGAGCUAAGAAGAAACACCUUGUCGACAUCAAAGAUGAAGCGCCACCCUCGCCAACUGACUCAACCAGUGUAGAAACGCCUCCACCUGGAUCGCUGACCUACGAACAAGUUGAGCAACCACACCAGUUCACUCAGGGUGUCAUCCAUGCCAGUAUGCCACCCAACGAUCCAUAUUAUUCCCGCAAGUCACUGCAAAAUCCUGUGUUCAGGGAGGGCGGUCUGGCCGACAGAGUGAGACGAAUGGCUCCACAAAAUUAUACUGCAGAACCCCUACCCGCCCCUUCCAUCAAACCUACCGCCUCGGUUUCACUAAAGAGAAAAAGAGCAAAGCAAUCUGUUGCCGACGAUGAGCCUUAUCCUCGAAAAACGACUUCCACGCCGCUCAAACAUGGUGCUCAAAAAGCUGCCCCACGAAAUAAUACUGUCCGUUUUGUUGAUCCUCCCACCUCAAUGGCAUCCGAUAGUAUUCGACAGCCUCAUCUGUCCCACUCAAACACUCAAUUACCACCUUUAAAACCAAGAAGAGGAGCACAUAACCAUACGUCAUCGCUAUCGUCACUAUCGGCCAUCAUGCAACAACAGCUGCACUUGCAGCCAACAUCUAUAUCACAUGCAGGUAAUACGCCAUACGGUGGUAGUAGCUACUCUUAUCAACAACACCCUGGAGCAUGUAUAGUCGAAACAGUGACCCUCAAAAGUCUACCCCAAUUUUCACAUGAUCCAAGGAGGAACAAUCCAACUUACCUUGUGCGCAACCUGGCCAUCAGCGACACCUUCACGUUCAGAGAUAUCUUGGAAGAAAUCGAGAUGAAUGCUCCUCCUCCACCUGGCAAACGAAUCAUUAUUUCCGACUCAAGUAAUGAAAUUGUCUUUCCUAUGGAUUUGCCCAUUCGAAGCGUCAUACGGGACCCUGUAGAACCACAUGUUGAAUUGUGUCUAGGGUUAGCCGACGUUCCAUCUGUAGAUUGGAACAACUAAACGACUUCACCUCACUUCCCCUUUUUUUUACACUAUCCUCAUGGGUGUUCUGAUCAAUAUGCUGGAUAUACCAUCAGAGCCUACAGAGUCAACUUUUUCCUCGCACUCAAACCGAUCCCUGUGGUUUUUUUCUUCCCUUUGUUGUAAUUAUUUGCUCAAUCUCCUUUUAUAACACGCAACUGCUCUCACAGUAUUGAGCAUCGUAUAUAAUAAGCACCUUUCUAUCUUGUA